Vigna radiata var. radiata (mung bean) is the source of this 783-nucleotide messenger RNA. RefSeq lists its product as uncharacterized. Bases 10 to 588 code for a protein of 192 amino acids. The transcript is spliced from 2 exons. The record is from RefSeq and is a predicted model, not a curated record. NCBI's taxonomy places the organism in Eukaryota, Viridiplantae, Streptophyta, Magnoliopsida, Fabales, Fabaceae.
UCCAUUCUGAUGAGAAGAAGCAAUCAACAUAUUAUGGCUUCCUCACAGAAGUAUGUUCUUGGUGUUUUAGUUUUGGCCAUAAUCCAAUGGAAAGCCAUUGCAAGCUCCCAUGAGCACCUCCAACACCUGAAAUCCCUUCACUUCUCACUGUUUCAACAUGAGACCAUAAACAAAACAGCUUAUAUCAUAGUGGAUGGUAUAAAAGGAGGAGCAGCACUGAGUCAAACCACAACCCCUUUUGGCACCUUGGUUGCUUUCCAGGACCCUUUGACAGUUGCAGCCAACAGAUCCUCCAAACUGGUUGGGAUCUCAGAAGGAGCUGCAGUCACAUCUAGUCUUGACGGCCUUCGAAGCAUUUCAAUUGCAAAGCUAACUCUUCGUUUGAAGCACCACAAGGGCUCCCUUUCUGUUGUUGGCGUCAUGGAUAGCAUCAAAUCCUCCAAUCUUCCAGUCGUAGGAGGCACUGAAGAUUUCUUGUUUGUGCAAGGCCAUGUUACGUCUUCUCUUGUUGAUCUUACGGGUAUCACCGUUGUUUAUAAGAUUCAAUUUCAUCUUUACUGGCCUCCGUAUGCAACUCCAUCCUCGUGAGGAUUCCAUCGAAAUUCUUCUUCAAGGUCAUGUCAGUCCUUAUGGGCUCUAUCAAUUUUGCAAUCUGUCUCUUCCCUCAGCUAAAUUUUUGUCCCACUUUCCUUGUAUGAACAACUCUUCCAUAUACUGGCAUCUUACAUUAGGACAUCCUAGUUCAAAUGUCCUUUGUCUUGUCUUUCAACAAUAUAAUAUCAA